Messenger RNA from Grammomys surdaster, 753 nucleotides. It is a transcript of the gene Ccn5, whose product is annotated as cellular communication network factor 5. NCBI's taxonomy places the organism in Eukaryota, Metazoa, Chordata, Mammalia, Rodentia, Muridae. The transcript is spliced from 4 exons. The record is from RefSeq and is a predicted model, not a curated record. The coding region runs from base 1 to 753 and encodes 250 amino acids. Gene Ontology annotation, biological process: cell adhesion; signal transduction. Gene Ontology annotation, molecular function: integrin binding; heparin binding. Gene Ontology annotation, cellular component: extracellular region; extracellular matrix.
AUGAGGGGCAGCCCACUGAUCCAUCUCCUGGCCAUUUCCUUCCUCUGCCUUCUCUCAAUGGUGUGCGCCCAGCUGUGCCCGACACCCUGUACCUGUCCUUGGACACCACCCCAGUGCCCACUGGGGGUACCCCUGGUCCUGGAUGGCUGUGGCUGCUGUCGAGUGUGUGCGCGGAGGCUGGGGGAGUCCUGCGACUACCUGCAUGUCUGUGACCCCAGCCAGGGCCUGGUUUGUCAGACUGGGGCGGGCCCCGGUGGCCAUGGGGCCGUGUGCCUCUUGGAAGAGGAUGACGGCAGCUGUGAGGUGAAUGGCCGCAGGUACCUGGAUGGGGAGACCUUUAAACCCAACUGUAGGGUCCUGUGCCGCUGUGAUGAUGGCAGCUUCACCUGCCUGCCGCUGUGCCCUGAGGAUGUGCGCCUGCCCAGCAGGGACUGCCCACACCCCAGGAGAAUACAGGUGCCGGGGAGGUGCUGCCCCGAGUGGGUGUGUGACCAGGGAGUGACACCGGCGAUCCAGCCUUCCGCAGCCCAAGGACGUCAACUUUCUGCCCUUGUCACUCCUGCAUCUGCUGAUGUCCCCUGUCCAAACUGGAGCACAGCCUGGGGCCCCUGCUCAACCACCUGUGGGUUGGGCAUAGCCACCCGAGUGUCCAACCAGAACCGAUUCUGCCAACUGGAGAUCCAGCACCGCCUGUGUCUGCCCAGACCCUGCCUGGCAGCCAGGAGCCGCAGCUCAUGGAGCAGUGCCUUCUAG